CUCAUAUUGCUGUACAACCUCCUUCAGACGCAACUGCAUCAGAAGCAAAUGCUGCAAUGGAAGUAGAAGAGGAGAAAAAGGGAGUGAAUGAUGUAGUUAUUGAAAAAUUAAAUGAAACCAGCGCCAAUUCAGGAAUAACUUGUUUAGAUAUUGACCAAACUGAAAAUCUUAUUCUUACUGGAGGAAACGAUAAGAAAGCGCAAAUAUUUAAUAGAGAAAGGAAUAAAACUGAGAAAACAGUACAAACUUUGGCUAAGGUAGAAAGUAACGAAGUAAACGAUGAUGGUCUCAUCCUGGGAACAGGAACGAACGAUUCCGUUGUUCGCAUUUGGGAUGUUAAAUCUCAACAAAAUGUUGCAUCUUUUACUGGUCAUACUGGUCGCGUCACAUCGAUUUCUUUCUCGGAGAAUGGUUAUUUCUUAGCAACUGCAUCAGAGGAUAAUCUGGUAAAAUUAUGGGACCUUAGAAAAUUAUCGAAUUUCCAUACUCUGACUAUUGAUGAAGGAAAGAUCAAUAAGGUUGUAUGGGACUAUAGUGGUCAUUAUUUAGCUGUUGGUGGAACUGACAUGAGAAUUUAUCAAUCUAAAACAUGGAAUGAGCUUGUGGUUAUGUCCGAGAAUACCGCAGAAAUUACGGAUAUGAAAUUCGGAGAAUUAGCCAAAUAUUUGGUAGUUGGUGGUUUAGAUCCAUGA
Molecule: messenger RNA, 692 nt
Organism: Racocetra fulgida
Lineage: Eukaryota; Fungi; Glomeromycota; Glomeromycetes; Diversisporales; Gigasporaceae
Source: the annotation of a GenBank genome assembly